This is a messenger RNA of Dentiscutata heterogama, 226 nucleotides long. NCBI's taxonomy places the organism in Eukaryota, Fungi, Glomeromycota, Glomeromycetes, Diversisporales, Gigasporaceae. The record is from the annotation of a GenBank genome assembly.
GGAUGGUUUCGUGCCGGUUCUAAUCCAAUAUAUUAUCUUAUGGGAGUCGAUUCUGCAGUAUUUUGUGAUAAUGCUCCCGGAAAAAGUGGAUUUAUAAAAUUUGAUCCAUUAUUUGAAGGGAAAUUAACGUCUGGUGUUUUCGGUACUGGUGAUUGGAAAAAGUGUGAAUGUGUUUUAGAUGUUGAUCAAGACGCAGUCAAUCUUGCUUUUGGUGUUUUAGUAUCAG